This is a messenger RNA of Neoarthrinium moseri, 429 nucleotides long. RefSeq lists its product as uncharacterized. Gene Ontology annotation, molecular function: nucleic acid binding. The record is from RefSeq and is a predicted model, not a curated record. Lineage: Eukaryota; Fungi; Ascomycota; Sordariomycetes; Amphisphaeriales; Apiosporaceae. Gene Ontology annotation, cellular component: tRNA-intron endonuclease complex. Gene Ontology annotation, biological process: tRNA splicing, via endonucleolytic cleavage and ligation; tRNA-type intron splice site recognition and cleavage. The coding region runs from base 1 to 429 and encodes 142 amino acids. The transcript has a single exon.
AUGGCACACCAAGACUACAUCAGCGACCUCGUGGCGGUGGUCUUUGAGAACCUUGAGAACCAGCAUGACUGGACUUCUCUGGAAACGCACACGCAUUCAUCAAGCGGCAAGAUCUCUCACCCGCGACCCUUGAUUUCGGGGUUCCCUCCCCGGCGCAUCUACAUUCACCCAGAUGACCAGAUCGAGAUGAUCAGAAACAACACCAUGGGCGCUGCCGAGCAAAAGUCCGAGCUGGAGUGGGUGCUGCCCACGAAUCUAAACGAGAACGUCACGCUCGAUUUCUUAUCCCAGGUUUUCGAUUCAAUGGAGCGGCCCGAGAGCCUGCCCGAAGGUCGUGCCAAACGGCUUGUGCUUGCUGUGGUACAUGACGAUUCUACGGUCGUAUACUACUUUGUACAUGAUGGGAUCGUCAAGCCCCGGCAGAAUUGA